Molecule: messenger RNA, 12951 nt
Organism: Saitoella complicata NRRL Y-17804
Lineage: Eukaryota; Fungi; Ascomycota; Saitoellomycetes; Saitoellales; Saitoellaceae
Exons: 2
Coding region: 1-12951 (4316 amino acids)
Biological process (GO): microtubule-based movement
Cellular component (GO): dynein complex
Molecular function (GO): ATP hydrolysis activity; minus-end-directed microtubule motor activity; ATP binding
Source: RefSeq, a predicted model, not a curated record
AUGGACGUGGACGAUACCCCGGGCUCCCCGGACCCGUCCAUCGCCGCGGCAGCUGGUGAUGGAACUACGAACGAGACGAGCCUCAUUGACCUCGUCGAUACCUCCGUCUUCAUCGACUACCUGAAACAGUUGUGUCUGGUCACGUUGGGUGCGACCGAGUUCGAUUUAGAGACCACUUUGCUGAGGAAUACGGAUACGGAGACGCGGUGUGCGAGGUUUAUCGGGGAUACGAGUGGUGGGAAUGUAGCGUUGUAUGUCGCUAAGGAGGCAGUCGAGGGAGAUGAUACCAAGUUUACGUAUGCGCUCUCCACCGACUUGUCAAGCACACCCGCGACAGUUGCCUCACUCGCCCUAAUCAAACGCGCAGCCGCCGUGCUUGACGCUUCCCAGCCCUUACAGUCACAGCUCCAAAUCGUCAACCUCCCCGGUCUCCGCUCCCCCUCCUCCUCCACCUCCGGCACCGGACCCACAACCGCCACCUCACCCUACGAAACCCUCCACAGCCUCAUCCACCUCGCCAUUGCCCCCUACUUUGACGCCUACGCCAAGGAAGGAGGAACCGAGAAACCUUCUGUUGAAGCUACAGCUGCGCCGGGGACGUCAGGAAUCCCACAAACCAAAAAGAAGAUUGCGGAGUUGGAACUCUCGCUCCUCCACUUGCAGCAAAACGUCCAAAUCCCGGAAAUCCAACUCGCGAUUCACCCUACCAUCGUUGCCGCCACCGCCGCUGCAAAGAAUAAAGGUGUUGGGAGUGGCACGAAAGCUUCGGUGGGGGAUUUGGAUCCGGUGUUGGUGCAGGAUCCGACGUUUUUGAAUGGAUUGCAGGGGAGUGUGGGGGGUUGGAUCAAAUCCAUCCAAACAAUCACCAAACUCGCACACAACCCCACACCCCUCACAUCCCCCACCACAACCCGUCCUGCCUCCUCCGAAGUAUCGUUUUGGUUAUCCCUCGAAACCGCACUCACCAACAUCGACGCCCAACUCCGCUCGGAGGGGGUGAGCCUCACGUUGGAGGUUCUUAGGGCUGCGAAACGGUUUCAUACGACUGUAAGUUUCAUUGCGGAUACGGGGCUUAAGGAGGCUGGGGAGGUUGUUGCGAGGUACAAUUUACUCAUGCGCGAGUUUCCGCUCGACGAGUUAUUGUCCGCUACAUCUCUCGAGCGGGUCGGGGAGGCAGUUAUCGCGGUCUUCGGGCAUUUGUGUAGGAAGCUACGUGUUAGCCCCUACCCCAUUCGCCGGGCGCUUCCGCUGGUGCAGGCUAUUUCGGCGGAUUUCGAUGAGCGGAUCGUGGGGUUGUUGAGAGCGAAACGGGUGAUGCACUUAUCGCACCCCGUAUUCGAGACCCUAGCCACGCAAUGGUCGAGUGUGUUUAGGAUCUGGGAUGAGCAGUAUAAAGAAUUCACCAACGUCGCGCGCGAGGUCUCGCGGAAACGCAGUGAGAAGUUUAUUCCGAUUAAGAUUGGGGCGAGGCAUGUCAAGACGCAGGAAAGACUCGAGUAUGUACGCGCGUUUCGGAAGGGGCAUGAACAGUUAAGGGAGACGAUCGGGAGGGUUAUUGCGGGUGCUGCUGGUGUUGGUGUUGGGGAGGAGGGGGAUGUGGAGAGUGAGGUCGUGCAUGCGUAUGAGGCGCUUAGGGAUGUUGACGUGCUUGACGUGAGUCCGGAGGGAACGGAAGUGUGGUUCGCGGCUGAGACGACAUACACCUCCCGGAUUUCGCAUGUCGAGAAUAGCAUUAUCCUCCGUCUUCGGGAUCGACUCGGAACCGCACGGACCGCGAGCGAGAUGUUUCGCGUGUUUUCGACGUUUAACGCGCUUUUUGUGAGGCCGAAGAUUCGGGGCGCGAUUGGGGAGUAUCAGGCGCAGUUGAUUGAGAACGUGAAGCGUGAUAUCCAGAAAUUGCAUGAUAAAUUCAGGAUGGGGUAUGGAGGCUCAGAUGAACGCGCAAUGGCUCAGCUUAGGGAUUUACCACCUAUUUCGGGAGCGAUCGUGUGGGCGAGACAGAUUGAGAGGCAGUUGAUGGCGUACAUGGGGAGAGUUGAGGAUGUACUUGGAAAAGGGUGGGAAUUGUAUGCGGAGGGACAAAAGCUCAAAGAGGAGAGUGAUACCUUUCGCAAGAAGUUGGAGACGAGGGGGGUUUAUGAACAAUGGCUCGCGGAGGUACAAGGCAAGAACCUCGCGCUCCGUGGACGACUUUUCGAGAUCGUACGGAAUCGCGCGGCGGGGGGGACGUUGGAGCUCGUUGUUCAUUUCGAUCCGCAGGUGAUUGCGUUGUUUAAGGAGGUACGGAAUCUGGUGUGGUUGGGCUUUGCGGUACCGCAUGCGAUUAGCCAUGUUUCGAAGGAUGCGAAGAGGGUUUACCCGUUUGCUGUGAGUCUUAUGGAGGGGGUUAGGACGUAUGGGCAGUCCACGCAAAUUAUUGGGGAGAUGGGGGAGGUGAGGAUGUUGUUGAAUGGAUACCAGGCUGAUGUGCAAAAGUUGAUUAAGGCUGGGUUGUGGAUGAGGUGGGAGAGCUUUGUGCAGGCUUUCGAUGCGCAUUUGAGGCCGAUAUUGGGGGGUGGGGUCGAGGGGGGUGUGACUAGUACGAGGGAGAAUAAGCAUAUCCAGUUCGUGCAGGAUUUUGGUUCUGCCGUGUUGUUGCUGCAAACCAAGACGGAUAUGCUGGUUCGUGCGCAUGUUGUUGUGGUGAAGGCGGUGAACGAGUUGCGAACAUGCAAGUACGAUGCCGAAACCUUCCAGGGUUGCUUUAAGCGCGUUCAGGGAGCGAUUGAUCAGCUUAAUUUGGAGAAUUAUGUUAAUCUUGAGCAGUGGGUUGAGAAGCUCAAUGAGGAGAUUGAGACGGUCUUGGCGGAGAGGUUGAGGGAUGCGUUGGCCGUUUGGACAAAGACUUUUGUUGAUGGUGUGGCCGAGGAGGAUGGGACGGCGCCGGUUAUGCAAAAGUUGGUCCAUGAGGUUACAAUCCGCAAUCAGGUCAUUUACCUUGAUCCGCCGGUCGAGUACGCUCGCGCCAGCUGGUUCGCUCAGUUGCAUAACUGGCUAGGCGUCGUGUGUAAGGUUGAGAAGAUCCAGGCGUCGAGGUACGAGAUGACUGCUGCCGUCAGCCAGCAUAAGAUCCCCGUGGUGUACGCCAAUCUUCCGCUCAAGGUUGCCGAGACGCAUCUCUCUGAGGCCUACAAAGCGAUCGAGAAGAAACUCGGUGAGGUUUCGGCUUAUGUUGACAAGUGGCUCCAGUUCCAGUCUUUGUGGGAUCUGCAAUCUGAGCACGUUUACGCCGUUCUCGGCGAUGAUCUCGGGAAGUGGCUUCAAAUUCUUGGGGAAAUCCGUAAAUCGCGGGCUACCUUCGAUACUUCUGAUGUUUACCGUAGCUUUGGGCACAUUACUGUUGAUUACGAGCAGGUUCAGGGUAAAGUGAACGCGAAGUAUGAUGCUUGGCAGCGUGACAUUAUCCAGAAAUUCGCUGCCAAAUUGGGUAACCGUAUGCGUGAUUUCUUGGUUGAGAUCUCUCAGUCUCGCAAUGAUCUUGAGCAGCAGUCACUUGAUUCUUCGUCUACUGCUCAAGCUGUGUCCUUCAUCACUGUGGUGCAGAAAUGCACGAGGAAGGUCAUUGUUUGGGCACCUGAAGUCGAGAUGUUCCAGAAGGGUCAAACGACUUUGUCGCGUCAGCGCUUCCAGUUCCCUAAUGAUUGGUUGUACGUUGAUCAGAUUGAGGGUGAAUGGUCUGCUUUGAAUGAAAUUUUGCGUCGCAAGACCAAGUUGGUGACUGACCAGUUGGGAGCUCUUCAGGCCAAAGUCGUAGCUGAACACAAGGUCGUUGCUCAGAAGAUCUCGGAGACCGUUGCCGACUGGGAGGCUCGUAAGCCUGUCUCUGGUAGUAUUAAUCCUGUGGAGGCUACCCAGAUCCUGGCUUUCUUCAGCAUGAAGCUGGGACAGUUGAAGCAGGACUACGACAUGGUCGCCCGUGCCAAGGAGGCAUUGAACCUUGACCUUUCUGGAAGCAACCCCGUCGAUUCGAUCUUGGAGGAAGUGCAAGACUUCAAGUCUGUCUGGGCGGCAUUGUCUACUAUCUGGAGUUCUCUCCAGGACCUCAAGGAUACCCAGUGGUCCGCAGUUGUUCCUCGGAAGGUGCGCCAGACUUUGGACAACCUCCUCAACAUGACGAAGGAGAUGCCCAGUCGCAUGCGUCAGUACGCCGCAUUUGAGUAUGUGCAGGAUGUCUUGCGUAAGCUUAUCAAAAUCAACCCGCUCCUCACUGAUCUGAGUUCGGAAGCCAUGCGUGAGCGUCACUGGCAAUCAUUGUUAAAGGGGCUUCGUGCAUCUGGUCGUAUUCAUCUGCAGAGUAUGACUUUGGGCACUGUCUGGGAUUUGGAUUUGACUACAAAUGAGAAGGUUGUCCGGGACGUUCUUUUGCAGGCUCAAGGCGAGAUGGCUCUCGAAGAGUUCCUCAACCAGGUCCGUGAAACCUGGUCUGGCUACCCACUUGAGCUUGUCAACUAUCAGAACAAGUGCCGUCUUAUCAAGGGCUGGGAUGACCUCUUCGCAAAGUGCAGCGAGAACUUGAACUCGCUGACAGCGAUGAGGCACUCGUCUUACUACCGCGUCUUCGAAGAGGAGGCGGCCGCCUGGGAAGAUAAGCUCAACCGUGUUCAUGUCUUGUUUGAUGUCUGGAUCGACGUCCAGCGUCAGUGGGUCUAUCUGGAAGGUAUCUUCACUGGCAAUGCCGACAUCAAGAACCUCUUACCUAUGGAAUCAUCGCGUUUCCAGAACAUUAACGCUGAGUUCAUGUCGCUUAUGAAGAAGGUCUACAAAUCCCCCUUCGUCAUGGAUGUUCUGAAUAUUCCCGGUGUUCAAAAGUCCUUGGAACGCCUUGCCGAUCUUCUCAGUAAGAUCCAGAAGGCCCUCGGAGAGUAUCUGGAGCGUGAGCGUUCCGCUUUCCCUCGGUUCUACUUCCUUGGAGAUGAGGAUCUGUUGGAAAUCAUCGGUAACAGCAGAGACGCUACUCGCAUCCAGAAACACUUCAAGAAGAUGUUUGCAGGAAUCAACGGACUUAUUUUCAAUGAUGACACCACUCUCAUUCAGGGGUUCACCUCCAGUGAAGGUGAAGAAGUUAGACUUGCAGAAGAGAUCUCUCUCGUCAAGCUCGCCAAGAUCAACGAAUGGCUGAGUGCGCUGGAAAGAAACAUGAAACUCACCCUGGCUGGCUUGCUUGGGAGCGCUGUCAACGGAUACCAAGAGAGGUUCAUGUCGAAUGAUUUAUCGGAAGAGAACAUGCUGAGCUGGCUCGCCCAAUACCCUGCGCAGCUCUCAACCCUCGCUGCUCAGGUAACUUGGACUUCUGCAGUCGAAGAAACACUUGCACGCACUGAACGCGGCGAUGAUUCAUCGCCACUUGAGGAUGUCGUUGGUCAAGUUGAACGUGUUCUUGGUCUAUUGGCGUCGGCAGUGCUGAAAGACCUUGACCUUAUCACCAGGAAGAAGUGCGAGCACUUGAUCACGGAACUUGUGCACCAGCGCGAUGUGGUUGCAAAACUGGAUGCGAAUUCGGUCACAACACCCACCGACUUCCGCUGGCUCUAUCAGAUGAGGUUCCACUACAAAACCGAAGGUGAUAUCCUUCAGCGCCUCAAGGUCAAAAUGGCUAAUGCUGUUUUUGAAUACGGAUACGAGUAUCUGGGCGUCGGCGAUCGCCUCGUGCAAACCCCUUUGACUGAUCGUUGUUACCUCACCCUCACGCAGGCCCUCAGCCAGAGGCUUGGUGGAUCGCCUUAUGGCCCUGCUGGUACUGGAAAGACAGAAUCGGUCAAGGCACUCGGUACGCAACUCGGUAGGUUCGUUCUUGUGUUCAACUGUGAUGAUACCUUUGACUUCCAGGCUAUGGGAAGAAUCUUCCUCGGUCUUUGUCAGGUUGGUGCAUGGGGAUGUUUUGACGAGUUCAACCGACUUGAAGAGCGCAUUCUCAGUGCUGUUUCUCAGCAGAUUCAGAGCAUUCAGCUUGGCCUCAAAGCUUUGGAAGAGACGAGCCAGACGACCAUCGAGUUAAUCGGCAAGACGUGCAAGAUUCACGAAGACACUGGUAUCUUCAUCACGAUGAAUCCUGGUUAUGCAGGUCGAUCAAACCUGCCCGACAAUUUGAAGAAGCUGUUCCGAAGUAUUGCUAUGACGAAGCCAGAUAAAGAGCUUAUCGCUCAGGUUAUGCUCUACUCGCAAGGCUUUGCCGAAGCGAAACAGCUGGCAACGCAAAUUGUGCCUUUCUUCGAGCUUUGUGACGCGAAACUUUCCGCACAGUCGCACUACGACUUUGGUCUCCGUGCUCUGAAGAGUGUCCUUGUCACGUCCGGAAACCUGAAGCGGACACGUAUUCAGAGCGGACAGGAUAUCGGCUCAAAUGCAUGGGAAGCCGAAGUUGUCUUGCAGAGUUUGCGGGAAACAAUUGCACCCAAACUUGUGGGCCGCGACAAUGCCAUCCUGACCGAUAUCGAAGCCGAUGCUUUCCCUGGCGUUCGAUAUGUCCCGGCGGACCUUGGCAAGCUCGAGGCUGAAAUCAGGGCGGUCGCAGCUGAAAAACAUCUGAUUACGGAUGAACUUUGGUUGCAAAAGACCUUGCAGCUUUACCAGAUCCAAUCUAUUCACCAUGGUCUCAUGCUGGUCGGCCAAUCUGGGAGCGGCAAGAGUCGUUCCUGGAGGGUCCUUCUGGAAGCUCUUCAGCGUCUGGAAGGUGUAGAAGGCGUCAGCCAUGUCAUUGAUGCCAAAGUCAUGUCCAAGGAGGCGCUUUAUGGUAAUCUUGAUUCGACAACACGCGAAUGGACGGAUGGUCUCUUUACAGGCGUCCUCCGCAAGAUUGUCGACAACCUCCGCGGUGAGGAUACCAAGCGUCACUGGAUCGUUUUCGACGGCGACGUCGACCCUGAGUGGGUGGAAAACCUCAACAGUGUACUCGACGACAAUAGGCUUUUGACGCUUCCCAAUGGAGAGCGACUGAACCUGCCAGGGAAUGUCAGGAUCAUUUUUGAAGUGGAAACACUGAAAUAUGCUACCUUGGCGACGGUGAGUCGUUGUGGUAUGGUCUGGUUCAGCGAAGAUGUGGUGAGACCAGACAUGAUGAUUCAAAACUACCUUCAGUCACUGCAGACGACGGUCUUUGACGACUUGGACGAGGACUCGCCUAUGGCUUCUGGUGCAUCCGAUUCUUUUGCGGUUCAGAAGUUUGCUUCCAUCACGUUCACCCCACUCAUGGAAGGAAUUGCUCUUAAAGCUCUUGAACAUGCGAGAAGCCUCGCCCAUAUCAUGGACUUCACCACCGCACGAGCUUUGAGCACGCUAUUUUCCCUCAUGAACAAAGCAUGUCGAGACGUUCUUGUUUAUAAUGCUCAACAUCCGGAUUUUCCCCUUGAAGAAGAACCAAUGGAGCGCUUCCUGUCCAAGAAGCUAAUGCUGAACUUAGUCUGGAGUUUCUCAGGUGAUUGCAAACUUGAUGUUCGACAAGAGUUUGGUGCCAAGCUCGCUGAAUGGACGACCGUCGAGUUUCCGCCACUGGAACCAGGCGGUAGUCUCAUCGACUGGGACGUGAGCUUGCCGACUGCUGAGUGGGUCGCGUGGCAACAGCGCGUACCAACCACUGAAAUCGCUACUCAUUCCGUCACUCAAGCAGAUGUUGUCGUACCCACCGUGGACACAGUUCGACAUGAAGAUAUCUUAUACUCGUGGCUUGCCGAGCAUAAGCCUCUUAUGCUAUGCGGGCCGCCUGGCUCGGGUAAGACGAUGACUCUGUUUGGGGCAUUGCGCAAACUUCCCAAUUUGGAGGUUGCUGGCCUGAACUUUUCAAGUGCGACAACGCCCGACCUUGUCGUCAAGGUGCUCGAGCAGUACUGCGAGUAUCGGAAGACCCUCAACGGUACCAUUAUGGCGCCGACGCAAGUAGGUCGCUGGUUGGUCAUUUUCUGCGAUGAAAUCAAUUUGCCUGCGCCCGACAAAUAUGGUACUCAACGUGUGAUCUCUUUCUUGCGUCAACUGGUGGAGCACAAUGGAUUCUGGCGAACUUCCGAUAAAACAUGGGUUACACUGGAACGCGUACAAUUCGUCGGUGCCUGUAACCCUCCUACCGACGUCGGUCGCACACCUUUGACAGCCCGUUUCUUGAGGCAUGCUCCGCUCAUCAUGGUCGACUACCCUGGCAGAGCAUCUAUGAUGCAGAUCUAUGGAACUUUCAACAGAGCAGUUCUGAAAUGCGUACCUAGCCUCCGUGGCUACGCUGAUGCGUUGACUUCGGCCAUGGUUGAUCUGUAUGUUCAGUCUCAAGAUAAGUUCACCGCUGAUGUUCAAGCCCAUUACAUCUACAGUCCACGUGAGCUUACGCGCUGGGUGCGUGCAAUCUUUGAAGCUCUGAGACCCCUGGAGUCACUCGAUGUUGAAGGCCUUGUGCGCAUCUGGGCUCACGAAGCCUUGCGUCUUUUCUCUGACAGGUUGGUGCUUGAGAAAGAGCGAACAUGGACUGAGAUUACUGUCCGUGAAAUUGCUCUACAGAACUUCCCUGGCAUCAACGAGGUAGCGGCCUUGAAAGGUCCAAUCCUCUACUCUAACUGGUUGUCACGGAAUUACGUUCCUGUUGCUAGAGAGGAGUUGCGUGAAUUUACCAAGGCUCGCUUGCGUACCUUCUGCGAAGAGGAGGUGGAUGUUCCGCUCGUUUUGUUCAAUGACGUGCUGGACCACGUCUUAAGGAUUGAUCGAGUAUUCCGCCAACCUCAAGGUCAUAUGAUCUUGAUUGGUGUGAGUGGUAGUGGAAAGACCACGUUGGCUCGCUUUGUUGCAUGGAUGAAUGGUCUCAAGGUUUUCCAGAUCAAGGUACACGGCAGGUACUCUUCGGAGGAUUUCGAUGAGGAUCUUCGUGAUGUGCUGCGUCGCGCCGGUUGCAAGGGCGAAAAGGUCUGCUUCAUCAUGGAUGAGUCCAACGUUCUCGAUUCGGGUUUCUUGGAACGCAUGAAUACCCUUCUUGCCAAUGCGGAAGUUCCAGGUUUGUUUGAAGGCGAUGACUAUGCUGCGCUUAUGACAAAUUGUAGGGAGGGCGCCCAGCGUGAGGGGUUGCUCCUUGAUUCACCCGAGGAGCUCUACAAAUGGUUCACCCAGCAAAUCGUGAAGAAUCUCCACGUAGUCUUUACGAUGAAUCCUCCCGAAGGAGGUCUUUCCUCGAAAGCCGCCACUUCACCGGCGCUCUUUAACCGCUGUGUGCUCAACUGGAUGGGCGAUUGGUCCGACCAGGCAUUCUAUCAGGUUGCGCUCGAGUCCACCCAAGGCUUGGACCUGGACGAUACGAGCUAUGUGUCCCCACAAGAGAUGCAGAUUGCGUAUCGCGGACUGUCUGUGACACCGACUCAUCGCGAAGCAAUUAUCAAUGCUAUGGUCUACAUCCAUAUGUCUGUGCAUGAGGUUAACAGAAAGCUCGCGGCAUCUCAGUCCAAGACAAUUCAUCUGACACCGAGGCACUACCUGGACUUUGUCAACCAAUUCGUCAGGUUAUUCAACGAGAAGAGAGCUGAGCUUGAGGAAGAACAGCGUCAUUUGAAUGUUGGUCUGGACAAGUUACAAGACACCUUCACUAAAGUUGAGGAGCUUCGCGGAAGUCUGGCGGAAAAGAGGGUGCGUCUGGAGCAGAUGAAUGCCCAGGCCAACGAGAAGCUUCAAAGCAUGGUUGCUGAUCAGCAGGAAGCGGAGCAGAAACGAGCCGCUUCUUUGGUGAUCCAACAGGCUUUGGCCGUGCAGGAGAAGGAGAUUGACGAACGUCGUGAGAUUGUCAUUAGGGAUCUCGAGCGUGCCGAACCCGCUGUGUUGGAAGCGCAAAGGAGUGUUCAGAACAUCAAGAAGCAACACUUGACCGAAGUCCGUUCGAUGGCAAACCCACCAGAAGCUGUCAAGACCGCCAUGGAGUCUGUAUGCGUUUUGUUGAGCAAUAAGGUGGAUACGUGGAGGUCUGUUCAGAGCGUUAUUAGACGUGAUGACUUCAUCCCAAGUAUCGUCAACUUCGAUAACGCGGAAUCGAUGACGCCGCAGUUGCGGGCUAAGAUGGAGAGGGAAUUUCUUUCUCGACCCGGUUACGAUUUCGAGUCUGUCAACCGUGCUUCAAAGGCAUGUGGACCCUUGGUUCAGUGGGUGAUCGCUCAGUGCGAUUACUCGAUUAUCCUGGAGAAGGUCGGUCCCUUGCGUGAAGAAGUCGAUCAGCUUGAAUAUGAGGCAGAAUCUACGAAGGCUAAGGCGGAGACCAUCAUCGAAAUGAUCGACGAGUUGGAAGCCAGUAUCGCUCAGUAUAAGGAGGAGUAUGCUGCAUUGAUCAGUGAAACCCAGCUGAUCAAGCAGGAGAUGCAAACGGUCGAGUCUAAGGUUAACCGCAGUGCCACUCUCUUGGAGAGCCUUUCGUCAGAGAAGGAACGUUGGGAGUCCGGAAGCCAUGGUUUCAAGGACCAGAUGUCUACGUUGAUCGGUGACGUCUUGCUUGCCGCAGCCUUCCUCGCCUACGGUGGGUUCUAUGACGAGCAAUACCGAAGGAAUCUCUAUGACAACUGGGGGGAUCAUCUCCUCCAGGCGAAUAUCAAGUUCAAGGAGCACAACCCCAUCACCAACUACCUCUGCACUGCAGACGAGCGUCUUGAGUGGCAGGGUCAAGGCUUGUCCAAUGACGACCUCAGCGUGGAGAAUGCCAUCAUCCUCAAGAGGUUCAACAGAUAUCCUCUAAUCAUCGACCCCACCGGUCGCGUGACAGACUUCCUCAACAAUCAGUUCAUCACUCGCAAGCUCACGGUCACGAGUUUCCUCGAUGCUGCGUUUGUCAAACAUUUGGAGUCCGCCCUUCGUUUCGGGAACCCCAUCCUUAUUCAAGAUGCCGAGCACGUGGAUCCUAUCCUCAACCACGUUUUGAACAAGGAGUACCAGAAGGCUGGUGGUCGUGUCUUGAUCCAACUCGGGAAGCAAGACAUCGACUUUUCACCUUCAUUCAAGGUGUUCCUGUCUACGCGUGACCCGUCUGCUCAUUUUGCUCCUGAUGUCUGCAGUCGCGUUACCUUCGUCAACUUUACCGUCACGCGAAGCAGUCUGCAGACGCAGUGUCUUAACAAAGUCCUUCAAGUCGAGCGGCCCGAUAUCGAGAAGCGUCGUACUGACCUUCUUAAGCUGAAGGGCGAGUUUGCUGUUAACUUGCGCUCGCUCGAGAAGCGUCUUCUUCAAGCUCUGAACGACUCGCGUGGUAAUAUCUUGGAUGACGACAAGGUCAUUGAGACGCUCCAAACUUUGAAGUCCGAAGCUGCAGUCAUCGCUGCCAAGGUCGCGGAAACAGACGGUGUGAUGGCGGAAGUUGAAGAGAUUGCCGCGGUGUACGAACCUCUUGCUCGUACGUGCAGUAUGAUCUUUGCCGUCUUGGAACAACUUGGUCAUGUGAAUCGCUUCUACCAGUUCUCUUUGAAAUUCUUCCAGGAGGUGUUUGGGUAUGUGUUGAGCAACACUGACCGAAUUAAGGGUAUUACGGACCCACGUCAACGGGUUGAGCAUUUGCAGCGUGAAGUGUACUUGAGCACGUUUGCGAGAACUUCUCAGGGUUUACUUCAUCAGGAUCAUGCCGCAUUAGCACUACUCCUUGCACAGCUCAGCUCUUCAGGCUUCAGAGCUGACGCUAUUGAUUGGGUUCUGAAUCCUGCCCUGUCUGGUGCCGGAGCCGACAACGCGGUCGAGGAUAGUUUGGGCAAGGCGGCUUCUCUCCCUCUUUUCCGUCAGAUCAAGGAGCUUAUUGCCGAGCACAAGGAUGAAUGGCAAGCAUUUCUGACCCACGAACAAGGCGAGAAGGAAGUUCCUAAAGUCUGGUCUGAAUCCCAAGGAGAGUCCGACGACCUCCUCCACAAACUCCUCCUCGUCAGAAUCUUCCGCCCGGACCGUGUCGUUCCUGCAACCGAGCAAUUCGUCAACGCAGUCUUCAAUACCGAACUUGCCAAUUACACCCAAUACGACCUUAAAAACAUCGUCUCAAAGGAGGUGGAUGCGAGUAUCCCCAUCGCAUUAUGUUCCAUCCCCGGCUACGAUGCUUCUUCCAAAGUCGAAGCCGUGAUCUCCCAAGUUAACGCCCGAUGCACAUCCGUCGCUCUCGGUUCCGCUGAGGGUCUCACUUCUGCUGAUACGGCAAUCACUUCAGCUGCGCAGACUGGAACAUGGGUACUCCUCAAGAAUGUCCACAUGGCGCCUCAAUGGCUCGGGCAAUUGGAGAAACGGUUGUUGGGUUUGAAGGCACAUCCAAACUUCAGGCUGUUUAUGACGAUGGAGACGAGUCCCAAGGUCCCGACAAGCAUAUUGCGUUUGGCACGGGUUCUGAUGUUCGAACCCCCACCUGGGAUGAAAGCCAACAUCCGAGAAUCACUCGCCACCAUCACCCCCGACUCUAGCCUCCCCGCCGAACGCGCACGUUUAGCCUUCGUCCUCUCCUGGCUCCACGCAACGAUCACCGAACGCCUCCGCUACACACCCCUUGGCUGGACCAAAGCCUAUGAGUUCAAUGAUGCGGAUUUGAAGUGCGCGGUACAUGUCGUGGAUACGUGGAUCCGAUUGGCGGCGGGUGGGAGGAGCAAUAUCGCGCCAGAUAGGAUUCCGUGGAGGGCGAUUGUGACGUUGGUUGUUGAAACGAUUUAUGGUGGAAAGAUCGACGAAGUUGUUGACGAGGUGCGGUUGCAGGAACUCGUUGGGCGGUUGUUCACACCUAAGGUCUACGACCUUGACUUCCCGCUUGUAGGCGGGGACGUGUCGGUGACCAUCCCGGAUGCGAACAGACUUGAACAGUUCCAGGCCUGGGUUGAGAAAUUACCGGAACGCGAACCACCAACGUGGUUUGGAUUGCCGGAGGAUGCGGAAAAGGUGCUGUUGAGGGAGCAGGGGGUCCGGAUGGUUGAGAGUGUUAGGAACGUUGGGAGGUUGAUGGAUGAGAAUAUGGGAUAA